AUGUGCAGCAGCACAUCAAGACGAAUUAGAGGAGAAAGGCGCGGCGAAAGGAGUUGGAGGAGGAGGCCACGAUGUGAGAAGUUGGAUUUGGGAGGGUUGUGGUGUCAGGGGGAGUGGGACUCGGACCCUCCGAGUUCAAGCAACAAAACGCACGGUCCGAGUCCAGUUCAUGGUCAUGAAGUUGGUGAGGGACUCGGACCCUCCGAGUUGGCGUGCGUCACGGACCGUCCGAUUUCGGUCUGGGUAGUCGCACGGUCCGAGUCCAGUGCUGUAGUGUACACGUGGCGCUUCCCCCUUGAUUCCCUAUUCGGUGGGCAUCACACACUUAGUAAAGGAGAACCCUGCUCCCUUACCAUCCGAAUCCCUCCUUCACUCUCACCAACCUUUCUCCCUCAAAACCUUCAUCUUCAUUUCUCUGAAAGCUUGCAUGGUGGAGGAGCAUCAUUGAUGGGGAAAAAAUUAAAAAUUAAAGAUGUUGAUCGAUCUGAGCUUCAUAUUAUUCACUAUCUCAGUGAUCCUGAUUAUAAAUCAAGAAUGUUGACAUGUAACCAUCCACUUCCUCCGGAUCGGUACAACGAAAGGGUGGAGGAUCAUCUGCGAAUUACCGGGUUCUAUCAUGCAUCUCAGAUUGGGAUAGUGCAGUGUCAGAAAGCAUUGGUAAAUGCUCUAAUUGAACGUUGGCACCCGGAGACACAUACGUUCCACCUUCCCAUUGGUGAAUGUGCUGUGACACUUGAAGAUGUAGGUAUGAUUCUUGGUCUUCCCACAGAUGGUCUUCCGGUCACAGGGAUGACAAUGAGCAGUUAUGAAGCGUUGGAGGCGGAGUGUUUGCUUCAAUUUGGAGUUGCACCGCGUAUGUCUGACUGUAGAUCUAGUUGCAUAAAACUUACCUGGCUGCGUGAUUUAAAAGAAAAUUUACAGUUGAUUGAUGAUAUCAGUAUACAGAGGUAUGUGAGGUGCCAUAUUAUGUUGUUGAUCGGGACGAUCUUGUUUGGGGAUAAGUCUGGGGCAGGAGUGCAUUGGAAAUUUCUACCCUUGCUACGUGAUUUUGGUAGUAUUGGUCAGUAUAGUUGGGGAGCGGCAUGCCUGGCACAUCUCUACAGGGCAUUAUGCCGGGCAUCCCGUUUUAACUGCAAGGAAAUAGAUGGUCCACUAACACUUCUACUCUGUUGGGCUUGGAUCAGGAUGCCGUACCUAUCGCCGCUACCUAGGGAACCUCGAAGUUUUCCACUAGCAAACAGGUGGCGGAACUGGGAGCGUGGUGACCGACGAUUUAGAUACUUGAAGUUAGCUCACUUUAGGAAGUCAUUUGAUGAACUUCAGGAAGGGCAGUUUGUUUGGGUUGCUUAUGCUGUGGAUCGGGUGGAUCCGAACAUCAUUCCUCCUGAAAUCUACAUGCAGUCGGUGGUUUGGAGUGCUACAGUUCCGUUGGUAUCAUUUGAAUGUGUCGAGUGGCAUGCUACCGAUAGAUUUAGGCGACAGUUUGGUUUGGUUCAGGGACUACCAAGUCAGGAGCGGAAUCUAGAGAAGGCGCAUGGAGAAACCCUGAAGGGUCCCAAGAAUCUUAAUUGGGCCACGGAAGAGAGUCAUUCAAAAUGGGUGAUGCAUUGGUCAAACAGGUAUAACUACAUUCUAUCUGAGCUUCCGAUGCCUUCACAUGAUCUACUAGAUAGUUACAUGCAUUGGUACCGAUCAAAAUAUGGGGACCACUUGAACUUGUCAAAUCUUGUGGGUCAAGAUAAUGAAGAAGGUGAUCAGGAUAUGGAGGAAGGUGAUCAGGAUUUGGAUGAGGAUAAUCAGGAUACCGAUGAGGGUAGUCAGGAGAUGGAUGCUGACAAUCAAGUAGAAGAGCCACUUUCGCCUCAUAUAUUACCUCCAACACCAAUUCCACAAGAACAACCUCAGUCCUCAAGCCAUUAUGUACCUCAGACACAGUUCCCGCCAUCAGUUCCAAUCAGUCAACAAUAUUGGGGUACCUCACAAUUUGAACCAGGAGAAGGAGGUUCCUUUAGCCAGUUGCUUGGGUUGAUGUCUGCAGAUGCUGGACUACCACCAUAUGGCCAACAGCCUGACCUCAUGGCUGGUAGGUAUUCAUUGGAUGCGAGGUAUCCGGGCCAUACAUCAUCGGUUGCUUCUGGGGGAAGAUGCUAA
Messenger RNA from Arachis stenosperma, 2151 nucleotides. RefSeq names its product serine/threonine-protein phosphatase 7 long form homolog. The coding region runs from base 1 to 2151 and encodes 716 amino acids. The transcript has 6 exons. The record is from RefSeq and is a predicted model, not a curated record. Gene Ontology annotation, biological process: meristem maintenance; meristem development. NCBI's taxonomy places the organism in Eukaryota, Viridiplantae, Streptophyta, Magnoliopsida, Fabales, Fabaceae.